CACUGGUCCCUUAGGUACAUAGUGUCCCAAGGAGAGUACUUUGUAUGUAGAGCACUUUACAGCUCUCAAAGCAUUCUCAAAUGGAUCCUGGUUUUUAAGGAAAAUGAGAAAGCAUGGAGAAUGUUAUUUCUAACUUGGGUUAUUUAUAUAUUGUUUGUGAAAAUGUGUGAAAAACUCUAAAGAAAAUAAGACAUUUUUCCCCCUUGCUUUAAACAGAAAAGUAAACAAGGUUCUUCUAUCAACCUCUCUACCUCCAGCCCUCCUGGCUUCAAAAACUUCUUUGCUAACUGCCAAAAUCUGAAACCUAAGAGGUGUUUUGAGAAUCUAAAACCUUGUGGUGUUCUUUUAGGUGAGGGGCCCUCCCCUGGGAUUAUCGAUCUGUUUGGAAGUGGUGGUGGCUUUGUGAAUAUCGGGCCAGUCUCCUGGCUGGACACGGUUUUGCUGUGCUUGCUCUGGCUUAUUUCAGAUUUGAAGACCUCCCUGAAUAUUUGAGUGACACACACCUGGAGUACUUUGAAGAAGCUGUGGACUUUAUGCUGCAGCAUCCAAAGGUGAAGGGCCCUAGUGUUGGGCUUCUUGGUUUCUCCAAAGGAGGUGACCUGUGUCUCUCAAUGGCUUCCUUCUUGAAGGGCAUCACAGCCACUGUACUUAUCAAUGCCUGUGUGGCUAACACAGUAGCUCCUCUGUAUUACAAGGAUAUGAUGAUUCCUAAUCUUGGCAAUGACCUAGGAAAACUAAAAAUCACUGAGUCAGGAUAUUUCACAUUUUUGAAUGUUUAGAACAAUCCACUGGAGGAACCUGAUCAACUAAGUCUUAUUCCAUUGGAAAAGGCCCAGGGUCCCUUCCUAUUUAUCGUUGGCACAGAUGAUCAUAACUGGAAGAGUGAACUCUAUGCUCAUAUAGCCUCUGAAAGAUUACAAGCCCAUGGGAAAGACAGACCCCAGAUAAUCUGCUACCCAGAAACGGGUCAUUGUAUCGACCCACCUUAUUUUCCUCCUUCUUUAGCCUCUGUGCACUCAGUGCUCAACAAACCAGUAUACUGUGGAGGUGAGCCAAGAGCUCACUCAAGGGCACAGGUGGAUGCCUGGCAACAAAUUCAAGCUUUCUUCCAUAAACAUCUCAAUGGUAAAAAAUCUGUCAAGCACAGCAAAAUAUAACAUUGUAGCUACAGACCACAGAUCCCAUUAAUAAAAAUCCUAUUCAUACAA
Otolemur garnettii (small-eared galago) is the source of this 1208-nucleotide messenger RNA. Its product is annotated as putative acyl-coenzyme A thioesterase 6. Gene Ontology annotation, biological process: fatty acid metabolic process; acyl-CoA metabolic process. Lineage: Eukaryota; Metazoa; Chordata; Mammalia; Primates; Galagidae. Gene Ontology annotation, molecular function: fatty acyl-CoA hydrolase activity. The record is from RefSeq and is a predicted model, not a curated record. The transcript has 2 exons.